Balaenoptera acutorostrata (minke whale) is the source of this 6723-nucleotide messenger RNA. It is a transcript of the gene TMEM164, whose product is annotated as transmembrane protein 164. NCBI's taxonomy places the organism in Eukaryota, Metazoa, Chordata, Mammalia, Artiodactyla, Balaenopteridae. Bases 2007 to 2495 code for a protein of 162 amino acids. The transcript is spliced from 7 exons. The record is from RefSeq and is a predicted model, not a curated record.
CUCGGUUCUAGCUGAUUCCUCCUUUGGUCGACUUAUAGAUACUGGAGUAAAUAUUCGAGCAAUACUUUCCUGGGUUGAAAUGGCAGAGUGAUGCCAGGUCAGAGCUGAAAAAAAAUCUCAGAGAUCAUCUCCUCCCUCAUUUUUCCAGAUGAGCAAACUGAGACCCAGAGAGGUGAAGUGACUUGCCCAAAGUCACACAGCUCAACAGAAGCAGAGAUCUUUCUCCUGGCCUGCCCUCCAUGUCCGGGAGCUGUCGUCGUCUUCAAGAGGACCGGUCGAAAAAGUUCUGGAGACGGAUGACAGUGAUGGUUGCACAACACUGUGAAGGUACUUAACGCCACUGAACUAUAUACUUAAAAACGGUUAAGAUGGUAAAUUUUAUAUUAUGUGUGUUUUACCACGCAAAUCACCCCCCCUCUCCCGACCCAAACGUAACAGGAGGACCAUAUUUUGCUGACCCUGCGUUUAGAGCCAUUCGAUCUAGCACACAGAAAGAGAGGAGGAGGGAAUAGGAAAUUCCAUGUGUACAAUAAGACAGGGACUUUGCCCAAAGCUCGAAGGCAGUGAGACAGAUUUCUCGAGUAUUUAAAAGGAGUAUCAUAGUUGGAGUGGGGUGGGGUUCUGGAAAGCUGCAGUUCAUCCUGGUGAUAUCAUCCCAUGCUCUUUAGGGAUAGAGAUACCCAGAGUUUAUAGUCACACUUUCUGGCAUAACGAUCGGAGCAGGGAUUUUCUCCUCCCUCCCGAGGCUUGGGGAACCUCUGCAGCUGUCACAAGUGUUCGUAUCAGAUGCAGCUGAAAAGCCAGCCGGUCCUUCCUUCUUGGCGACUGGUGAUGCUUCCUGUAGAUGAUCUGGUCUCUUCCCAAGGCUAGAAACUCCUAGUGUUUUGGUUAUUAACCACAACAGGUUCACUGGCUAAAAAGGAACAGCCGCUAGUCUGAGUCAGCUGUUGCUGCACCUCCUUGCCAAGAUUCUUGUGCCAUUAGGAUUUGCUUGUCAGCUGGAGACCUGGGCCCUUCACCUCUGGAAACAAUGCUGCUCUCAGGACCCCAAGCCACAUUUCUCUCAGUGGUGUGGAAAACGUUCUCCAACUUCCCAGCUCUAGCCUUGGCAGCCCUCAGCGUUUCUAAGACCUGGAAAGAGCCUAAAGUCUAACCGUGGCCUCCCAUCUCCCUGGGGGAAGCAGGUCUCCGGUGUGUUUAAUGCUGUUCUUAGAAAAGAGUUAGCAUAUCCAGAUCCAUUUAUAUGAUCGUGCCCCAUCUGAAGCUGAAGUCGGAGGAAAUCUAAGAGCUCUCUAUUGCAGCUGAAAGGCGGGGCUGGUGCAGAAGGGCCACCAGUCAUGUGAACUGCAGGCAUGGCCAGGAGCAGCCUUGGGCAGCGCUGGGUAGUUCGGAGUUUCGUGCUCUCUGUUGGAAGGAAGAUGGCAUCAUCACUUGGUAGCGAGCGCUCACUCCCCCUUCCCUGUCUCCAUGGAUCCCGCCACCACAGAGGGCUCUGAGUGCCAAUAGCCUCUUAGCAGCCAGGAUGCGAAGAGCAAGCUGAAAACUGUCUUUAGAAAAGGAUGGAAUUCUUGGUUUCACAAGGGCCUAGGAACCUCAUAGAGAAGCCAGCCUUUUGGGACGUUCCUCUCUCUGAGCUGGGGUAUUUUGAAGGAAUAGAUGGAGGAAAAGGGAGUGACUAGCUUUGGGUUGUGAUCGGCCAGCUUAGCUGUCUUGUGAGCACCCAUGGCAGAGAACUCUUCCCCUGCCCCACCCCAGGUAAGAAAAGUGCAUAGCCCAGAGCUGGUUUACGUCCUCUGCCUCAGGAAGUGUAGGGUACGGGGACCCCCACCUCCCAACGCUGAACCCCUUAAAUCUGCUUAUUUUCAUGUACCCAUGGAGGGGAGUGGACCUGUGAUGCAAGCAGGAUUAUUUGGUCAUGAGUGUCUGCUGACUCAAUCUGGAGAGGCUUUUGAAGGAGAUGAGAUGAAAUUUCAUCUGUGCUACAGAGAGCAGGGGUGCAUUGCUGGAUGGAAAGAGGUCUGGAGGCCGGGUGUGAGCCAAGGCUACAGAUGCACAUGUUGAAUGGAGCUCUUCUUGCCCUGCUGUUUCCUGUGGUAAAUACGCGGCUGCUCCCCUUUGAACUGGAGAUUUACUACAUUCAGCAUGUUAUGCUCUACGUGGUACCCAUCUACCUGCUCUGGAAAGGAGGUGCUUAUACCCCGGAGCCCCUCAGCAGUUUCCGGUGGGCCCUUCUCUCGACUGGCCUCAUGUUCUUUUAUCACUUCAGCGUCUUGCAGAUCCUGGGCCUGGUCACCGAAGUGAAUUUGAACAACAUGCUGUGUCCGGCCAUCUCAGACCCAUUCUACGGCCCCUGGUAUCGCAUCUGGGCCUCGGGACACCAGACUCUCAUGACCAUGACCCACGGGAAGCUGGUCAUCCUGUUCUCAUACAUGGCUGGGCCCUUGUGUAAAUAUCUGCUGGAUUUGCUCCGGCUUCCAGCCAAGAAAAUAGACUGAAGGUGCUUGUGUUUUUUUGUUUUGUUUUGUUUUGGGGUUUUUUUUUUUUCUUCUGCCCCUGAGGAAACAAGUCCUGACUUGACUUGGAGGACACCCAGUUCUUGAUGACAUCAUGGGAGAGGGCAGGAGGACGUUUGGUGUGUUUCUUUUUCCUUCCUCUCUGUCCCUUUCUUCCACCUUCCCUGGCUCUUCCCCCAGGACGUCUCCUGGAGCCUGGGCUGUAGUGCUGGAGCCUGGGCUGUAGUGCUGGAGCCUGGGCUGUAGUCCUGGAGCCUGGGCUGUAGUGCUGGAGCCUGGGCGGUAGUCCUGGAGCCUGAGCGGUAGUGCUGGAGCCUGGGCGGUAGUCCUGGAGCAUGGGCUGUAGUCCUGGAGCAUGGGCUGUAGUGCUGAGGGCCACACGUUUCCUCCUUCCCUUUACCGCUCUCUCCCUGCUCCUCAUGGCCUUAAAUGGCGAGGCAGUAGUCAGUGGCUUUCACUCUGCUUGUUGCUGCUUUAACAACAUCUGGUUGAGGAGAAAGGGAACAACAAGCAGUAGUUCUUUUGGCAUCGAAGCGAUGAGAUUGGGCUGUGUUUCAUUUCUCCACUGCCAGGGACCUCCAGGCUUAUGCUGGGGUCCCCUUUUGUCUCCAGCACAGCCCUCACCAUAAGGGGACUGAGGCCUUGUUUCUAUACCAGCGGCAAGCCGAGAGCCAAGGGAUUUCCCAGCUCAUGGCCAAAAGAGAACUGGCCAGAUUCUUCCCACUGGUGUCCCAUGACUCAAAGCAAGCAGCCAGCCAGCCACUCCCUCCAGAAUGCUGCCAGAGGUGGGAGGUGUGGGGCGCUACUCAGCCCAGGGGCUAGAUUCCACUCUUGCAAUGGCAAAUCCAAAGUGCACAAGGUUGAAAUGUCCACAGCUAACGCUAGGCAGGACCUUGGGUAAAUUCUGCUUGAGAGCUGAGAACUGACCCAUAUCCCAAUCAGAAGUGAGCGUAGACAUUAGUCAACAGCAGUGGUAACUUGAGAAAACUGUGAUUUGAGUCAUAUGCUUGCUUUUAGUUUAAUGUUGAUAAUAGAUGACAUUUUAAUUUUGAGUGCCCCUUAAAUGUUCUCUCUCUCUUUUUUAAAGGCAGCUUCAGGGAAGGAUGAGCUAGAGUUGGGUGUUUUGGCUUUGGGGGUUUUGUGUAUUCGCUUGUCCAUUUGCUUUUGGAUGUUUGAGUUCGGAGAAUCCUUGCAUUAGGGCCUGUCUCUGGAGGGACACCUGUUGAUCCGUUUCGUGGUUUUACAGCAUGUAUCGGCAUCCUAGGUUUGGGAAUAUACAGAUCCUGCAGUGCUGUUUCCCUAGGGCCAGGUGUCGUCACUGCGGCCAGACUCAGAGCUGAAUUGUUUAGCGUGGGGGGCAUCACAUGCUCCCCACCCCGAAAGCCCACGUCUGGGUUGAAAGGGAGGUACCAAAAAAAUCAGGUCCCCAUGGGUGGAGGUUCAAGUGCUCUGAAAGGGAGACCUUUUGUUGCAAGGCAGCCUCAGUCAUACGUGGACCUCAAGAAGCGAGGUGAUGCCAUUUGCUGGCUCUUUGUUGGUUCUUACUAAGAAUAGAUUACUUAAUAACAGAAAAGAUAUUUCUGUGACCUCCUCUGAUGGGCCCCCCUCCCUCUCCCACUCUAGGCAACUCGGUUGCCCUGGGCCCAUUCAAUAUUUCAGGUGUUACUGUAUCAGACUUAGAUUGAGUUUCAGUGACUCAGUGGUCAUGAUUUUAGCAAGUGGACCUACAGGAGGCAGCAGGAUGGGGAAGAGUCUCUCCUAGCAAGGCGAGGCCCAGGGAAGCAACCACGGCGGGGCCCAUCCCUUUGCAGAGGUACGCUGGCAGUGAGGUCAGCAAUCCCCAGGGUGUGGGGGUUGCAGGAAGGGGGAACACCGAAUGCUCUGGCUCCCCGUGAGCUCCUCAAGAUGCGUAACCUUCAUUUUCUGCCAUCUUUGAGGGUUUGGCCGAAUUUUUCUUAGUGCCUCUCAGCCCUGGGUUGCCCUCCGGAAGAGGCAGCUCUUGAGGGGCUGGAUUCGCCCCGCCCACGGGCUGCGUGCAGGCAUGGCUGAUGAGGCAAGACCUCAGUGCCCCUUGGCCUCUUUGCAAAAGGAAAGGGGCUCUCUUCCUCCCUGUCUCCGUGGCCUGGUGCGGGGUGCCAGUCAGCUCGAGCUUGCCUUGCACUGGCGUGCCUCUAAAAGUUCGCCACGCUGGCUGGCACUUUUCUGCUGCUUAGAGGGAAAGAAGAAAGUGGAAGCUAUGUGCCGGGCUUGGCCAGGCCAGAGGCACGUGCACCUGUCCGGGGGAGGGGGAUGAGAAGGGGAGACGCAGGGCUUCUGGGGGCCAGAUUGGCUCAGAAACAUGUGGGGGGAAGGAACAGAGAGCAAGUCCCGUCCACAGGUUCCACAGGGCGUCGUGGCCUGUAUUUGAGGUGUUGGGAAGCAGCAGGCGUCUGAAUUGGUCUCUACCUGACUCUUACCUUGGGCCAGGCCCAUGCGGAGAGGUUACCUGGCCAUACCCUCGGCGGCCUGCCUUGGAGGGUGGCCCCUGCAACAGUGGGCCCAGGCUGCCCAGCACGUCCCCUGGGCUUUCCUGUCAGCGCCAAGGAGCUUCCCCAGCCAUCCUGGCCAAGUUUCCAUGUGCCAUUUGCCAGCAUGUGAGAGCUCCGUGUGUGUCUGGGAGAGUGUCUGUGGAAGUGGACAGUUUCUUUUAAAAUGGCCCCGGGAAGGGAAAGGAGUGUUCCCUCCAGCCCCCAGCUAGCCUUGGCUAAGGAUUGGCCCAGUGAGAUCAGGGUGUACAGAUGGUCAUGCCUGCUUGUAGGCCCCCAUCUCUUCUCCAUUCCCCGUGGUAUUUGCUUCUGUACACCAAAGAUGAUCUGGCCCAUCUUCUUCCCGGAGGCCCAGUGAUGUGGUCCUCUGUCAGCUUGCGAGGAAGCCACAGCUUCUGUCCCCCGAAGUCAACCUUCUCUCUUUCUCCUGGGACUUCUCAGCAUUCGCAGAAGCUGCUUGCAGCGUGGCCAGGAUGUGUGGGGCGUCGGGGCCCUUUCCCGUCUGGUACCUCACGUGCAGCUCUCAGAUCAUCCCUUCGGCUGCAGCCUCCAUCGGGGUUUUGCUGUUAGCGCUUGUUGAUACUUCAGUGUUCAGUGGAGCGGGCACAGCUGCCCAUGGAGAGCAGGUUGUCAGCAUGUCUCUGCGCGCUGGUGUUGGGGGGAGGCUGGCAGAAGACCCUUCCUCCCCCUCCCUUGGCCAAAAAAAAGACUUCCAUGGAUUUGUACGUGUUGAUCCCGAGUCAUCUGAAGGGGAGAUGGGGAGGCGGGCGAGGGGAGAAGAAGGGCCAGCGUGGCCCCUACAAGACAAGAUACUGGUGCUGGUUUUGGUAAAUCGGGAGCCAGGCAUAAGGGAGGUUGUCUGUCCCGCAGGCCCUCGCAUGCUCCUUGGACAACCAGGAAGGGGCGUCCUCACUGCACGCCCUGCCCCGCCCUCUGGGGUGGGGGGUGGGUAGGGUCCAUGAGAGGGAGCAAACCUUCCUCUUCUGUAUAUAGAGUGAGCCACUUGUGCUCAGGAAAACCUAGUCGCUUGUUGCUGCUCUUGUGACAUUUUUGUACACUGGUUUGCUACUCGUGGCACGAAACAAACACAACAAAAGAAGUCAUUUCAAGCCGAGCUGUUGUUUUGGAAACCUGCUUUCUUUCAGUGUCAGUGUUGUGUUGUAUUUGGAUGAAUUCUUCAUUUCUAUUGGUGUUACUGUGAUAGAAUAAGAUAGUCCGACUUGUAAUUCUUUCUGCCGGGAAAUUGGCAUUGCCUCUGUCGUCGCCCCGACCCCGGUCCUCCCUCAUUCCCAGGGUGGGAUUGCUAUGCGCUGGGCACACCCCUCCCUGGCGCCCGCCCCCGCAGUGGCUGCCUUUAGAACCGGUCUUUGUGACCCCCCUAAACAGCUGCAGGAUGAGUAUUUUUGCCAAGCUGGGUCUUGGGUGCUCUGUGCCCCUACCAGUUUGCUCGCCUCUUGGGGCAUUUUGUAAUGUUUUCUCUGUUUUGUAAAACCUUUUGAUUGUACCACAGUGGUUUCUGCAGUCACCUUCGGAAAUAAAUGGUCAUUAAUUUGUGUACUUAGCAUUCUGAAUUUUAGUCUGAAGUGUUUCUGUUGUUGAAGAUCCUUGAAUGAAAAGGAGCCCUCACCAUGGGACUCACUGUUAAAUGUUUCCUUCAUUUACUGCUAUUAAAAGGUUUAUGAGAA